UCACACUAUUAGUGUGUGGAUGCUACUGCUUCACUAAUGAAACCUGAGAGAUGAAACAUUGUUUUCCACCUGAGACGUCCGAGGACGAGCUUCUGUUUACAGCUCAAUACAAACACUGCUGGACCUGAACCCGAGUGUGAGAACUAUCGAUCCAGGGAGUUUUCUAAAAGUGUUUGUAACAAACCAACAUGUCAGAAAGUCUCCUGCUCUCUCCCAGGUCACAUGUCAACGACAACACCACCAUGAUCAAACUGCAGAAGCAGCUGGCCGACCGGUCCGACGCAGUGACGGAGCUGGAGGCUCGAUUCCUGCAACUACAAGAGAGUCAGCGGAUGCUGAAGGCCAGCUACGACGCGGCGAUGCUGAAGGUGGACGAGCUGUUGGCUCAGCUGAAAGACGAGAGGCUGAAGAGUCUGGAGAUGAAGAAACGGCUGCAGAGCUCCAACUCAUCCAAGAUGGGGAUGGAGCAGCUGCAGCAGCAGAUCGGUGAAGUUCAGCAGGAGAGAGACGAGCUGAGGGAGAACAACGAGAAGCUGCUGAGCAGCGCGUUCGACGUGUCUCAGCAGCAGAGGUGGCAGAUCCUGGAGCGGCAGCUGAAGCUACAGAUCGCACAGCUGGAGACGGCGCUGAAGGCCGACCUGGUCGACAAGAACCAGAUCCUCGACAAGAUCCAGGCUGAGAGAGAUCUAAAUGAGAAGCUGAUAGAAGAAAAGAAGAAGCUUCAGAUCCAGUUUCUGGAACAGAAGCAACAAGCAGAAGAUCUCAGGGGUCGUGUGAAGUCCCCUCGCACGGAGAAGGAUGAGGCUGAACUCACCGAGGCUCUUCUUCUCAUUCAAAAACGUAACGCUCAGCGGAGCAGUGACCUGGGCUUCCUGUGGGAGGCGGAGGGGGGGGGGAGCAGCUCCGUCCAGGAGCUUCGAGCCGCUCACGCAGAAACCAUCCAGGAGCUGGAGAAGACCAGAAACAUCCUGAGCACGGAGAGCAAAAUCAGCAACAACUACAAGGUGGAGCUGGAAGCUGUUGGACGGAAGCUGAACAGCGACAGAGGAGAGUUCGGGCAGAAGCUGGAGCGUCAGGCGCAGCUGCUCGACUGCAGAACAGCGAAGAUCAAGAAACUGGAAGCUCAGCUCAGAGACAUUGCCUACGGCACCAAAACGUACGUCUUCCAACCAGACGUCCCCGAGGAGGAUCAGGCAGAGGAAGCUCUUCAGCUGGAGCUUGGAGAGAACCUGGUGGAGCUGCAGAUCGUCAGGGCCUCACUGUCUCCCUCGGCCCUGGGUCUCCUGGGCGAGGACGGCUGCUCCACCUUCUGCACUUACACCUUCUAUCUGUUUGAGCCACAUGCCACUCCGGUGGUGACGGGCCAUACGCCGGAAUACGGUUUCACGUCCAAGUACGUGGUGAGCGCAGACGAUCGCUUCCUGGACUACCUCCACCGAAGCUCUGUCACCGUGGAGCUGCACCAGGCGCUGGGCCUGGACUGGAGGACGCUGGCGAGGGGACAGCUUCGCCUGCAGCAGCUGCUGGAGCAGGACGGGAAGGUCCACGGGACGCUGGCGCUGGUCGCAGCUGCGUCUGGUGGGCCGGCGUCUGGUGGGCCGGCGUCUGGUGGGCCGGCGUCUGGUGGGCCGGCGUCUGGUGGGCCGGCGUCUGGUGGGCCGGCGUCUGGUGGGCCGGCGUCUGGUGGGCCGGCCUCGGUGGGCUCGCUGGACUACUGGCUGAGGCUGAGGAUUCCCAUGACAGAAACCAUCCGCCUGUUUAAAGACAGGCUGAAGCUGCACCAGGAGGCCCAGGUACCGAGCCCUCAGCUGCACCAGGAGGCCCAGGUACCGACCCCUCAGCUGCACCAGGAGGCCCAGCUGCAGCCGGGGAUCAGGAACGAUCUGUCCAUCGCCGUCCUUCGCUGUGGCGCCCUGAGGUCCGGAGGCUCCCGGCAGCCCAGUCCCUACGUGGUCUACAGAUUCUUCGACUUCUCGGACCACCCCACCGCCGAGGUUCAGGACAGCUGCGACCCCGACUUCAACGACCUCCACUCCUUCUCUGUGCUGACGGACGUGGUUCUGGACCAGUACCUGAAGGCUGAGCAGCUGCAGUUCUACGUGUUCGACUACAGGGAGCAGCAGAUGGACACGUACCUGGGGAAGGCCGGAGUUCACCUGCUGCCGCUGGCUCAGGACCAGAACAUCUCAGGAGUGUUUGAGCUGAGCGACCCCUCUGGACUCCCUGCUGGACACAUCGAAGUGACCCUGAAGUGGAAGUCUGCUUACCGCCCUCCGUCCGGCUCGGGAGAGACGGCCGCACAGGAAGCUGAGCGCAGAAGAGAGCGAGGUUGGGAGGAAGAGAGGACAGAUGUGGAAGAGACGCUGCAGGACGACAAGGAAGCUGGACUUUGUCUUCGUCCCUCCUCGUCUCUGCCUGAUCAUUCUGCCUCGAAGGUUCCGUUUCCAAAACCUCGACAGAAGAAACGAGUGGAGGACGAACUGGCUGCCAAAAGAGUUUCCUUCAUGGAUCCGUCCGUUGUGUUACUGGAGGACACACACAGUGAGGGACAGCUGCUGCUUGUGUUACUGCCCUCGGAGCGAGUGCGGGUGGAGGUGGUGUCUCUGAGCCUGAGGGCGGAGUCUCGUGUGGCGAUGGACAGCAGCGUGGUGCGUCUCUUUGUGGAGUACUGUCUCCUGGAUCUGCCCACAGAGGAGACGCCCAUGUCUCUCCCCAAACCCCCCCAGGGCAAGAGCCUCAGCUUCAACCACAGCAAAGUGGUUCCUGUGGACGCUGAGAACAACGGGCCGCGGCGGCGGCUGCUGAGGGCCGUGCUGCAGGGGCGGCGGCCUGAGAUGGAGAGAAUCAAGUUCACGGUGGUGAGUGAGCCUCCAGAGGAGGAGGAGCAAGAGAGGGAGUGUGAGGACGUGGGCGUGGCCUUCGUGAGGAUCCCAGAGAUCCUGGAGAGACGACGAGACCUGAUGGAGACAACACUCCCAGUGGUGGAUGUUGUCGACAGCUCUCAGGUUGUCGGCAGUCUCGUUGUGUCAGUGGAAGGACUGGAGGCUCUCCAGGCCGUCAUGGAGGACCAGGACCGGGACGUCGACAUCACAUGACGCCGUUAGCGUGACGAAACACACACGUGAAGCAGCUGGUGAAGUACAACAAUCAUGUUGUGUCCCAGGUUGUCAUGGUUUGUGCAGCAGGUCUGAAAGGUCACAACCUCAA
Limanda limanda (common dab) is the source of this 3207-nucleotide messenger RNA. RefSeq names its product RPGRIP1 like (gene rpgrip1l). The record is from RefSeq and is a predicted model, not a curated record. The transcript has 18 exons. The coding region runs from base 189 to 3095 and encodes 968 amino acids. Gene Ontology annotation, biological process: non-motile cilium assembly; retinal rod cell development. Gene Ontology annotation, cellular component: photoreceptor connecting cilium. NCBI's taxonomy places the organism in Eukaryota, Metazoa, Chordata, Actinopteri, Pleuronectiformes, Pleuronectidae.